Molecule: messenger RNA, 1438 nt
Organism: Mya arenaria
Lineage: Eukaryota; Metazoa; Mollusca; Bivalvia; Myida; Myidae
Exons: 7
Coding region: 170-913 (247 amino acids)
Source: RefSeq, a predicted model, not a curated record
CAAUUAUAUAAUUGAUUAGUUAAACUAGUUUAAACAAUACAUUCCAUUGGAUUUUAAGAUAAACCCCUUAAUGGUUGUAAUUAAAAACAUUUGCUUCAAUUGUCAUUCAAUGGAUCUUACAUGUGUUUUAUACUACUAAGGACUCAAGCACCAGGCAGUAUUUCAGCAAAUGGUAACCAUGACUGCGGCAUCUGGAGUAUUGCUUGUUACUUUUUUGAUUGGUGCCGUUUAUGGAGAAUCGAAAUCAAGUUCCGUAACCAAAAUGGUUGGACAGGAUGUUACAUUAACAUGUGGUAUUCAAAACCUUUCCACAUACCCAACGUGGGUAAAGCAAACCCGCGUGGACCAUGGAGAAGACACAUCUGUAUCAUUAAGUUCAAGGUCACUCAGCAUGUCAACAAGGAUUCGAAUUGACAACAGCAUUCUGCUGCUGAUGAAUCUGACCCUUGAUGACAGCGGGAAUUACACUUGCUCUGUCCCUGGCCAAGGAAAUUAUACCAUUACUUUGACUGUCAUUCAACCCGCAGAAUCAUGGAAACAGGCAGUUGUGGGUUUUGGAGUAACAAUUCUGAGCUUUUUGCCAGGAGUUUUUAGUAUAGUGACAAUCGUUUGCUAUUACAGAGAUUUUAGGCGCAAAGACAAAUCAGGAGAUCGUACAGCAUGCUGGAUCUGCGCCUGCCUGGGAUGGUCGUUUCUCCUGUUUAUCGCAAGUGCUGUUUCGACAUGGUUUUGUUUGACCCGUUCAGAUGAGCUGUUUCCGUGGUAUAUCGUGUUCCUCUGUGUUUUGGAGCUACUGACGGUAUCAACACAGAUAGUAAUGAUUGUUUGUAAAACACAGGUAGCAAACGGAAACCGACAACAUAUUCAGACUGAUGACGAUGAAGCUAGGGUGGAGCUAGGUGGUGAAAACUAGAGUUAAACCGCGAGAGACCACAUGCAAGACCGAUACUCAGACCGCUCCUAAGAAACUGCACGUUACAACUUCUGAAUAACACACAAAUGUAUAUAUAUAAACUAAAAUAGCAUAUAUGUAUUAACGUUGUUAGAUGACUUAUUCUCACAUCCGAGGUAAGUAGAAAACGUUUUUACGCUGCAUUCAAUGAUUAAUGUUGAACUCUCCUCAGAACUAUUUGAAGAACGAUUUUACUAUUAACAUAUUUUGAAUCACUGCGCGCAUAUCUAUGGCAAUCACAAAUUAUCCCAUAUCUAUACGCGAACUAUUUUCACUACGCAGUACGCUCAAACUGGUUCAAGCGAGAGAAAACAACAUUUUAGUUUUAUUUUGUUUAACUGAGGUGGGAGAAAAAAGAUCUACCACGGCCGCUCGUGUCAGACUCGUUUCCGCAAAUUAUCCUACGCUACGCUCGGGUUGGGAUGAACCUAUCUAUCUAUAUGAAGAUACGUAUUUUCUGCAAAAAGGCUGCUGUGUAAGAAAUAU